AGUACACACCAUGCUCUAUAUAUACUGGUUUUAUUUGUGUUGCUCAAAUAAUAGUUGAAAUUGAUGAAAUGGGACUAUUUCUUUUGUAGAAACAGUUCCAGUUGAAACUCUUCUCAGUGGAUUGCCCAGAAACAUUUCUGAGAAGAUACAUGCUGAGCUCAGGGCCUAAAUAGCCUUACCACUUCCUCAUAUGGUACAUUUUGCAAAAUGGAGCUUGUCUUACUUCUCUGUGCCGUUUCUCUGCUGCAUUCAUGUGAAGCACAAGAGUCCAGUGCUGUGACUCCUGUGUUUGUGCAGAAAGGAGAGGAUGUCCUUCUGAAUGUCACAAUAGCUGAUGUUCGUGAAGAAGAUACUGUUACCUGGAGAUUCAAUAAAACAGUUAAUUUAGUACGAUUUUUACCUGGGAACCUCGGAACAAAAGUCUCUGAUGAUUACUCUGGAAGGAUUGAGUUUCUUGUGAAAUACUCUGUGAAAUUGAAGAAUCUACAAGAGGCAGACAGUGGAGUUUAUACUGCAGUAGUGUCUGGGGAUAAAGAAAAACAAAUAACUGAAUACAAGAUCACAGUUCAAGAUCCAGUGUCUCCAGUUAAACUGUCAGUGGACUCUGUGUCUAACAGCUCAGACUGGUGUAACCUGACAGUGAGCUGCAGAGCACAGGACUCUCACAUUAACAGCACCUUUAGAUGUGACACCCACACCCACACCUGCAGUCAGGAGGGAGGAGAGAGAUCACAGGUCACACCCUCUGCUGCUGAUCUCCAUGUCUACCUGUCCAAUGGCUACAUCAUCUGUAACCAUAGCAACCAGGUCAGCUGCACCAAGGACAUCAAAAUAAUUGAAAAUGUCUGCCCCCGACAUGCUGUUCAUGAACCUUCCACCAAUGCCAUCUCUGUGGGUGCUGGUAUUGGCAUAGGUAUCUCUCUCUUCCUCCUAUGUGUUGCAGCAGCAGCAGCAGCAGCAGCAGCAUUUCGUUAUCAAAACACAGGACAAUAUGAAAGAAAGCACAUGGAGAAUACAGUAUAUGAAGUUCCUCAGGUCGGACCUACAACCUUACCUCAGAGUCCAACAGUUGAAGUUAUAGGUCUUUCUCCGACCUCCACCUACUGCUUGGUAGGGCCUCACACUGGAUCUGUGGAUUCCAGUACGACAAGAGGAACGACUCUGCCAGAGAGUCUUUAUGCUCAGGUGGAUAAACCUGCCAGGUCCUUAAACAAGUAAUCAGUAUGGUAUUACACAUAUACUGCCUGGCUACAAAUUACAGUUUAGCUGUUGAUGUCCCAUACAGAAACAUUUCUAUGGAAACAGCUGUAAUAUAAUGUAAUAUGAUUAGUAUUUUGUGUGUGUGUGUGUGUGUGUGUGUGUGUGUGUGUGUCCCUGGAUAUCUAUAUACCUGGGGUCAAGCCAUUAUACUGUUACUUGAAGUUUUUUUCAGCAGAUAUCUCAGUUAUAACACGAUAGAGCUAGAAAGCUGUUUAGUGUAGUGCUAUUUAUUAAGUUUUGGAAAUCCCACAAUCUCUAUAAAGCUAAUGUUAGCUUAACUUGGCUGGCAGACUAAACAGGGAGGGACUACAAAUCCUCUCUGUAUUUCUCAGUAUGGUUAUGUUUACAAAAUGUUGUAGUCUGUCAACUUUCACAAGCAGAAGCUCGAGUGAAGAUAAUUACCUCUUCUGAAGAGUCCAUGUUUUUUUCUUGGCUACAAGCAACUGCGUGGAGGAGGGGU
Molecule: messenger RNA, 1720 nt
Organism: Sander lucioperca (pikeperch)
Lineage: Eukaryota; Metazoa; Chordata; Actinopteri; Perciformes; Percidae
Exons: 7
Coding region: 208-1218 (336 amino acids)
Source: RefSeq, a predicted model, not a curated record